AUGGCGCUCUCCCCUCAGUGGGCCCAGUCGGUUGUUGUGCGGUCGGACGACGGCACGAUUGUGCGUCCGCAGUCGCACGGGUCUCUGGUCGCCUACACCUACGCCGCCGCGGGUCGCCCCAUCAUCGUCCGCCCCCGCGAUCCCCGCGUCUUCACCGCCGCGUCCUCGCACGACGGGAAAGAAGCUGCCGCGGGGCAGGCGGAGGAGGGCGGGUAUGACGCCCACCGUGCCGGCGGCGGCGGCGGCCAGGCCUCGCUGCUCUCUUCGCUUAUCACCGGAAGGGACGUGGCGGCGACGUUUUGGGUCCCCGACCCGAAGCGAAACGAGGUGGGCCUGCUGGAGGCCAUGCACCGCCGCACGGCGGCAAACCGCACGCAUGUCUUGCUCCACAGCAGGCCCCUGCCGGAGCUGCAGUUCAACUUCUCCACCUGCCAGGGCGACAACAUUGACCUCUCCCACGACGCGUUCCGUCUCUCCAAGACAUCCAUGGCGAUGCUGCAGCUGGAGCGCAGGCUUAUGGACGGCGACGAAAUCGUUCUGCACUCCGACGCUGACGCCGGCGGAGGUGGGAAAUUUGGUCGCACGGAUAGUGAUGUGAGGAGACAGCCGCAUGCCCCGCCCACCGCGUCGGCUACUAUCUCUGGGAAGGCCUUCAAGGAUCAGCUGCGGCAAGGGCUGCGCGCCCUUCACGAGGAGGAGUACUACCUUGUUCGCUACCGCGACUACAGUGCGUGGGCCGUGCGAUACUACGCCGACAUUGCAAAGAAGGAUCACUUUUGGGCCAAUAAGUACGUGGAGCAGUGCUUUGCGGUUCACGUUGGGAAGGAGCCGGGGGAGCUGAUCCCCAUCACGGAGGCGCAGUUUCUCUUUGGUGUGGAGAUGCUGCAGCGACAGCUUCUCGAACAGGUCGGCAUGGGCGUCACCGUGGACAUAAACUACUCGGCACUGAGCAAGGAUCAGUUCCGCUCGCUAGGGGUCAUCCUUGGCAAUGGAAUGCGAGACGUGGGCGUAGAGGGAGAGGAACUUCGCCGCCGCCAAGAAGCGGAGCGGGAGGAGGAGGAAAAGAGACGUGCCGCAAAUUUUAAUUCCGGCGCGUACGAGCCACCGAGUAUGUGGGACUGGAGCCCGGCCGCAAUAAAGAAGCGCAUUGACCACCAACUGCAGCGGCAAUACCAGACACUUGGGCGCCUCGUGGUGCGUGGUGUGGUGUUGGGGGUGGGUUUGUACGUGGCGUGGUCGUACGUCAGGCGCGCCCUGCCAAGCGACGAUAACGGCGUCAACAGUCGGGGGCAACGACGAAAGCGCUGGGGCGCGCGGGAUAGCUACUACGGGGACGAAGACGCCAAGUUUGCCCCCAAGGGCUUCCUGCGUAGCGUUAUGUUUGGCCCGAAGGAGGUGUUUGACUACCUGCUUGCACCCACCACCAGCGACUAA
Trypanosoma conorhini is the source of this 1434-nucleotide messenger RNA. RefSeq lists its product as uncharacterized. The record is from RefSeq and is a predicted model, not a curated record. The transcript has a single exon. Lineage: Eukaryota; Euglenozoa; Kinetoplastea; Trypanosomatida; Trypanosomatidae. The coding region runs from base 1 to 1434 and encodes 477 amino acids.